AUAAUAUGUGCGUAUCAUAACGAUCUGACAUGAAAACACGCGGAUGCGGCUUCCGCAGUAAACUCGACGCAAUAAGAGGCUACGCAGAACGAAGCCGGGAUAGACGUAUCGUCGACGGAGAGGAUGUUGUACAACACCAUCGGCGGAAUCAAUAAACCCGUCCUAGUCGUAUCUCGGAACGAGGAGUAGAAAGGAAAUGGGACGCGGCCGGUCAACCGGGGAAGCGGCAGGUGGAGAGACGAAGGAAGAGAGAGUGGGACGAGAUAGUGAAUGAAGAGAAGAGGACUGCAAGGAAGGGUAUAAUAUGAAUAGAGGUGUCGCGGAUACGUGGGCGUGCGUUGGCUGAACGAGGAGGUCGGAGGUCGAAAUUUUAUGCUCCUGGAGGAAAAGAAAAACAGAGAGAGAGAGAGAGGACGGACGGAGAUUAUGAAACAUGAUUCGAGAGCAUGAUCCAGAAUGGAAGAGGAGGGAUAGGAAAAAUAGCAGGUGGAAUUGGCGAAACGGGAAAAUAUGUGCGCGCGCGCGUGGGCGCUCGACGAGGCAGAGGGAGGAUGAUUCUGAGGGAAGCAGUCCAGGGAGAGGGAGAGGACGCACGCCGAGGGAGAAGCUGAAGAAGGGAUAGGGAAGAUAGGCCGGAACUCUUUAGACGUCCACGGACCUGCCCGCGAGCCUCGUUCCCUCCCUUUAAGUUUCUCGCACGUUUUUUUCGCGCUCUAUCAUUUCUCUCUCUCUCUCUCUCUCUCUCUCUCUUUCCCGUUAGUUAGACCUCACCUUCUCCGUGCGGAGAGAAUCCCCCGUAGCGAGGAUCGCCCUACUCCAGGAUGGCACACGCCGCCUCCGAUGAUAUCAACGAGAAGAGCUACAUCCUGGACGCGAGAAAGAAUUUCGAGGACGGCGGUAGUAUUGCAUCUGAAGAGUCCUAUGAUGACAUGAGGCGAUUAGUCGGGGAGGAGGAGGAGGAGGAAUCCGGUAAAUUUAACAGCCUUCCGCUAGCCAGCUUCAACUUCAUCAAUUCCAUCAUCGGCAGCGGCGUGAUCGGUAUACCAUACGCUCUGCACCAGGCUGGCUUCGGUCUCGGCAUCGUCCUGUUGAUUCUGGUGGCAGUGUUGACCGACUACUCGUUGAUUCUGAUGGUGCGAAGCGGACACAUCUGCGGCGAGAUGAGUUAUCAGGGUCUGAUGCGAGCUAGCUUCGGUCGCACCGGAUUCUAUAUCCUCACGGCAUUGCAGUUCUUCUAUCCCUUCAUAGCUAUGGUAUCGUACAACGUCGUCGUCGGCGACACGGUCACGAAAGUCCUGAUAAGGGUGACGGGGAUAAACGAGACGAGCAUCCUCGCGCAUCGACAGGUCGUCAUUCUUCUGGCGACCCUCGGCAUCACCAUCCCGCUCUGCUUAUACAGAAACGUCGCGCGAUUAGCGAAAAUUUCCUUUCUCUCUCUGGUCUGCGUCGGAUUCAUCCUCCUCGCUAUCUUCAUCAGGAUGGACACCAUGUCCGCCAUAGUUCCGAGUCAGAGCGACAGCUGGAGAUUCGCCAAUUUCCCGGGGGUCGUUCCGUCCGUGGGUAUAAUGGCGUUCGCCUUCAUGUGCCACCACAACACCUUCCUAAUUUACGGCUCGAUCGAGCGAGCGACCCAACAAAAGUGGGACGUGGUGACGCAUUGGUCCCUCUUCACGUCCUUCUUGAUCGCCGCGAUCUUCGGAGUCGUCGGCUACGCCACCUUUACCUCGUACGUACAGGGCGAUCUUAUGGAAAACUACUGCUGGGACGACGACCUGAUGAACUUUGCCAGAGUCAUGUUCAGUGGCACCAUCCUGCUCACCUUCCCCAUCGAAUGCUUCGUUACUCGUGAGGUGCUCAUGACCGCGAUCAAGGGCACGGACGAGUUGGAGGGACAUGAGGCGUACGUGCCGAAUUCGGACCGCAAGUACCUGAUACUCACCUUGACGAUAGUAACCGCGACGUACCUGAUCUCCAUGUUGACGGAUUGCCUGGGCGUCGUCCUCGAGCUGAACGGUAUCCUCGCCGCGGUACCGCUCGCCUACAUUCUUCCAGGUCUCUGCUACCUCAAGCUCGAGGAGGGUCCCGUUCUCUCGUCCAAGAAGCUGCCUGCGCUCGGUCUGAUGACCGCCGGCAUCCUGGCCGCCAUCUCGGGCCUCCUGCUGCUGAUAAUCAACAGCAGCUCCGCCGGCAGCUGCUUCCACGGCAAGAUUAUGCCGUACUGCGUACUCAGCAACAUGACGACGACGACGACGAGGACCCUGCAGUACGUUGACGCGACCACGAUGUCCGCCGUUUUCAACACGGAGCUCCUCGCAGUCUAAGUGUAAAAGGAAAAACCUGUUAGUUUAGUCAUAAGUCUGCCAAAUUUUCGAAUGAAAGUAUAUAGAGCGAUUAAGUUCGCGCGUACAAAUAUAUUGUAUGUAUAUUUGCGCAACAAUCGCCAGGAUGCAAUCGGUAAUAUUCAUACACGGAUAUAAAAUAUUAUAAUGAUAUAGAUGAAAAAAAUUGUGAUCAUAUACAUAAUUUUCCAUGUGAAAAUUAUGAAACGCCAGACUUUGUACCAAGCUCCCAGAAAGAGGAGAUUAUUCAGUUUCGAAGCAGGAUUUUAUCCGUGAAUGAAUACACCGUUUAACGCGAGAAUUAUAUAUGAUUACAUUAAAUGGAAGAUAAAAUUGCGCAAAGUAUUUACAGAGAGUUUCAAAGAGAGUCCUGAUCGACAAAUCUUAUAUUACGAAGGUACUUUAUGAUGCACUUAAUCUUGAUGAAACAUGGCGAGAUUUGGGACACAUUUAUCAAAAAAAUUAAACUUUAUUAUUUAUGUUAAUAUUUAAUUAUUUAAUUAAUUUAUUUGUUUCUUCGUAUCUCCCAAAAGAUUGGGAGAUCAUGCUUCGAAUGCAUAUUCGCAAUACGAAAUCAAUGCAAUACAAAGGAUUACAAGCGAGAAAUCCGAAAAUUGGCAAUAGAUCGUCCUUUCUGCCAUUUGAUGAAGUAUAUACUAUAGUCCUCUGAAUGUUCAUCGUAUUCAAAUUUAUCGAAUUUAUGAUGGAGUAAAAAAAUUAUAAUUUUUCAAUAUAUUUACAUAGUCGCGUGCACACAAUGAGCUUGUGAGAUAAAUUUUGCUCGUAAAGAGACACCUGAUUAUUAAUUUUCCGACGCACAUUAUUAGAGAGAGAGAGACAGAAUUUUAACGUACCAAUCGAUGAUUAUUAUCACACUUUCGAAUAUUAUUAUUAUACCAAUUGAUAGACGCGGAAAAUAGGAUCCUUACGUCUAGUCUUAAUUAACAUUUCAUGAAAGAAUAUCUUCGUGGUUAUAUUAAUGCGCGAAUUAUUAAAUAAUAGUUAUCUCGAUUUAGAUAAUUGUGAUUAGAUAAUUAAUAGAGAGAAAGAAAGAAAAAGAGGGGGAACGUAUAAGUUAAAAAUCUCAUUAUAUUUUUAAAAGAAUGUUGAUCAGAUAAACCAGGGUUUAUAAACAAGGAUAUAUAUGUAUAUGUAUAUACAUAUGACACACACAUAU
Nylanderia fulva is the source of this 3516-nucleotide messenger RNA. RefSeq names its product putative sodium-coupled neutral amino acid transporter 11. The record is from RefSeq and is a predicted model, not a curated record. Lineage: Eukaryota; Metazoa; Arthropoda; Insecta; Hymenoptera; Formicidae. Gene Ontology annotation, cellular component: membrane. Gene Ontology annotation, molecular function: L-amino acid transmembrane transporter activity. Gene Ontology annotation, biological process: amino acid transmembrane transport.